Molecule: messenger RNA, 190 nt
Organism: Dentiscutata heterogama
Lineage: Eukaryota; Fungi; Glomeromycota; Glomeromycetes; Diversisporales; Gigasporaceae
Source: the annotation of a GenBank genome assembly
AAAAAUUAGAACAAAGUAAAAUUUUUAAACUUGCUGAAUCACAGGAGCUGAUUACAAUUAUGUUUGAUGUUUGGAAAAUGACUCCUGAUAUAAUGAACAUAAUUAAUACUUUUUUGGCAUGUGCUAGUAGCCAGAACUUUAAUGUGGUAGCAAUGAUCAUGGAUAGUGCUUCAGCAUAUGCUUCUACAUG